Messenger RNA from Plasmodium vivax (malaria parasite P. vivax), 1070 nucleotides. Its product is annotated as ribosome biogenesis protein NEP1, putative. Gene Ontology annotation, molecular function: rRNA binding; rRNA (pseudouridine) methyltransferase activity. Gene Ontology annotation, biological process: rRNA base methylation. The coding region runs from base 375 to 1070 and encodes 231 amino acids. The transcript has a single exon. NCBI's taxonomy places the organism in Eukaryota, Apicomplexa, Aconoidasida, Haemosporida, Plasmodiidae. Gene Ontology annotation, cellular component: small-subunit processome; nucleolus. The record is from RefSeq and is a predicted model, not a curated record.
ACCCCCCCCCCGUGAAAGAGAGUUCCCUAAGAAAAGGUCGCCCCUACGAUAUAGCAUAUUUUGGGGGGGAAAAAAAAGAAACCACAGCUGGUAUAGAGCGAUUAUAUACGCAUAAAAUAGGUGACUUUUUUUUUUCCCAUUUUUGUAACGUCGCGUCGUUUCUCUUCCCCAUUUUGCGAGCCACCUAAGCUUGGCCGAACUCGCCGAACCAACCACUUUUCCCGCUCCCUUCUGCUUUCCGCCACAAUAGGGGCGAUAAACGGGACAGCAUGUAGCCUUGAGUGGAGAAGGCGUCCUCCCCCCACCAGCAGCUUGCGCACCGCAGAUACAACGAGGUAUAGCGUCCCCCCCACUCCACAUUGCUGCCGAACAAGAUGAGCUCCCCCGAACGAGGGGCAUCACCCCCCCCUGCAGAGGAAGACAAAAAGGAGAAGCGAGUCAUUAUCAUUCUUGAGGGGGCCCACUUGCAGCUAAUCGAAACGAAGAGGUACAUUUACGAGCUAGCCAAUUCCAUGAAGCACAAGCACUUGUUAAGAGACAAAAAAAAAGAAGAGGAAAUUAGAAACUUCAGACCCGACAUCCUACACCAGUGCCUAAUUCACCUCUUAGAAAGUGCCCUAAAUAAAUAUGGCCUCUUACAAGUCUACAUAAAAACACAUGACAAUCAGCUAUUCUUUGUCUCUUCGAAUUUAAAAAUCCCCAAAACGUAUGACCAGUUUGAAUCCCUAAUGGUCACCUUCCUACGGAAAUAUAAAAUAAAGGCAAAUGAAAAAAAUUUGUGCUUGCUAAAAUUUCUGAAAAAUGACUAUAAUGCUAUUUUACCAAUUAAUGGAAAAAAAAUUGGCUUGUCUGUAAAGGGAAGGAAAGUACAUUUGCCUGACUAUGUUCAGAAUUUCCAGAACGAAAAUAUGCCCGUCACUUUUUUUAUUGGGGCCGUGGCCUACUCCAACCCCAUUACGAAGCUUGAGAAUUUGGACGACAACAUUAGCAUUUCCGAGUUCAGCCUCAGUGCCGCCACGUGCUGCUCCACCAUAUGCUCGGAGUUUGAGAACCUGUGGGGCGUCUUCUGA